Messenger RNA from Phascolarctos cinereus (koala), 3561 nucleotides. RefSeq names its product leucine rich repeat containing 66 (gene LRRC66). The record is from RefSeq and is a predicted model, not a curated record. Lineage: Eukaryota; Metazoa; Chordata; Mammalia; Diprotodontia; Phascolarctidae. Gene Ontology annotation, cellular component: plasma membrane. Gene Ontology annotation, molecular function: protein binding.
UCGACUUUGCUCCUUCCGUAGAACCAGGGAGGAAGCAGCAAAGUCUCAAACGUUGAUAAUGUUUCACUAAUUCCAAAGUAGACUGCCGGGGGACUGCUGUGUGACGGGUGUCGAAAAAAACAGAAGCAUUUUAAAGGCAUUAUGAAAAGCUCUUACCUCAAUGUGAUCACUGUAGCGCUCAGUCUUUAUUUUACCAGAAUAGCAGCAACCACAUCGAGAAAACUUGAUAGUCGGUCUCACUCUGAAUGUCGAUGGAAUGGGGACCUUUUGAUGGAUUGUUCUUUUACUGGAAAAUCUGAUAUGCCAAUGGCUAUACCACAAACAGUGACCACAGUGGAUUUAAGUUACAAUUCCAUUAGAGCUCUCUCAGUGUCUAACACGGAAAAGGAAGAUUGGACCAUAAAACACCUGAACCUUAGUAACAAUAGGAUAUCUGAGCUAACUUUCAGCUCUUUUAUGUGUUUUCCCUCUUUGGAAAUGUUAAACCUGAAUGACAACGAAAUCCACUCCAUCUCUUUGGUUCUACAGAGACAUAGCAGCUUAUUGGGGAAAUGCCCAAGCAAGGGUUUCAGAAAUGUCUUUACAUCUCUCAAAGUUUUGUCAAUUCAAAGAAAUCAUCUUAAUGCUACUCCUGGGGGACUAUGGAAACUGAAGUCGUUACAAAAUCUGGAUCUGUCAUCCAAUGCCAUAUCACAGAUUGACCUGACUGAUUUUCAAAACUGCCUGCAGCUGGAGAAGCUUUAUUUACAAAAUAACAAGAUAUCCAAGAUUCAUCCAGAUGCCUUCAAGGAUCUCAACAAGCUUCAGAUUGUGAAUCUUAGCACUAAUGCUAUGACCACCAUUCUACCCAUGAUGUUCAUUGCCUUAACUCUGCCACAUCUGGACGCUGACCUAUCAAACAACCAAUGGCAAUGUGACUGUAACACAUCUGUCUUCCAAAAUUUCAUUUCUGAAUCCUGGAGGAAAAAGUGGAAUAGCAUUUGCAGUGAGUCCAUCAGUGCGCCUGGACUAUCUUUCCUCUCUCUGGAAUGGCUCGAUUUGAACUGUAAAAUGCAUAUGGAAGAUCUGAUCUCUUUUAAAAAAGUUGCAAUCCCCCAUGGAGCAACAACCCUCCUAGACUGUGACUCUGAUCAACCUUGGGUUUUAGGGGACAAUGAAACAUACUGGUGGACCCCCUACAACAGAAUGUCUGAGAAUACCCAGAUUCCUCAUAUUAGUCUAAAUCAAAUGAAAAAAUUAGUGAUAAACAAGGCAGAGAGACCCCUAGAAGGAUUGUAUGUUUGCUUUUCCACUUCUGGAAGGAAGAAACACGUGAUUUAUGAGAUCUCUGUGAAGCAGGAACGUUCUCCAAAGUGGGUGAGAAAGGCCAGGGAGAUUCUCUCUUCUACCAGAGAAAAAGAGACAACACCGCAGGACCUCACUUUGGCAGUCUGUCUGUCCGUGAUCAUCACUUUCCUGUGUGCUUUUUGUCUUGGUGCUUUCGCAAGACCUUACAUCGAUCGUCUAUGGCAACAAAGAUGCCAGACCAAAAGUUCCGUUUCAGAAAAUGCCUAUUCUAAUGAAGGGUUCUAUGAUGAUGUAGGGAUUACAGGAAACCCAAAACCCCUACCUGAGAGUCGCCAUCAAGAUGCGUGUAGUAUGAGUAUCUAUGAAACUACAGAAUCUCCAGACCUGUACUCUGACAUUGAUGUGGGAACACCCAGAGCAAACAAAGUGUGGAAAGACCAGGAGCAGAGAAGGAGCAGAGCUGUCCCAGCAGAUAGGAAGAGAAAUGAAAACAUACUCCCAAAAAACCAUGAUGCCUGUUCAAUUGGCUCAGAAGACAUGAAUGUGGUCUACAGUGAUGUAAUUUCAGUAAAGAGGGAGCAUAUUGAUGGGAAAGACAUUCUCAGAGAAUUAGCAAAGGACAAUUCUUUCCAUGAGGAUUCAAGGAGAGCCUCUUCUAUAGACAAAAGCUUACAAAAAGACGUUGGUUCAUUCCAAAGUCAUUCUCCUGAGUUAGACCUGACAUACUCAAGGGAAAUGAUAUUUCCUUCUCCUCAAAUGUCAAUGUGCCCCAAAGCCCAGAGCUUUAGAGAAAGUGUAGAAAUAGAUGAAGUUGCACACUUGCCCUCAGAAGUUAGAGGGGCUCAGAAGGAGUUUCCUAAGGAAAUGCAACUGAGUUCUCACUUGCAUCCUCCAAACAUUCAACAACAAACACUCAGUAGGAGCAAUUCUGGAUCACAAUAUGAAGUGAAUGAGAAUGGGACUGUACUCAGUGAUGACCCAAGAGAUUUUAAUCACCCCAGCCUGCUUCCCAAUUGGGAAAAUGUCUUAGAUGUUGAUCAUCCUCAACACAAUCUAACACCAAGUUCCUUUUCUGAUCAUCAAAACACAAAAAAUAUCAACAAUGAAGACAUACUCACAGAUAACAGCUAUGAAUCAGAUGAAGGGUCAUUGUUUACUUUAAGCUCCACUGAUUCAGAGUAUGACUGGAAAAAUAUUCAAGAACAGCCACAUAGUGAGAGAGAUCAGGUAGCCACAUGGCCAUCAAUGGAGGAGAACUGUAUAAUUAAGGGUUCAUCCAAUAGAAUGGACAAUAUCCAAUCAGAAAGUCCUGAGGACAAUGCUAGUAUUCAAAAGACUUUAGAGAAAUGUGAGACUGAAAAAAAAGAACAUUCUGAAAACAUUAUUUCUAGACCAGAUAUUAAUUUGUCUGAGACAGAUUUACCAACUUAUCAGAUGAGUAGUAGCAGUAAAACUAGAACACAAGAAUACUCACCCAGCUCGUUGGCCAGCAGUCCUGUAAGUGUUGAAAUUCCUGGCACGUUCAUCUAUGAUCAUGUUUUGACUCGUGGUCCUGAGCCAUCAGAAUGGCAUCAUUCAUGGGAAAAACAAGAACGAGUCCCCAUUGCGAAUUUUUCACCCCAACAAACCCCAUUCGGGUAUCCUGGAAUCCCAUCAGAUAGUGAGAACAGUGAUUUCAAAGAAAUGGAUACACAGAUUCAUGAAUACGAUACCCACAUGCAGAUAGCAGACACUAUUAGAAAGGAAACUCUUCCUGAGAUCAACCCAGAGGAAAAAAUGAAAAGUUCACAACAGAGUUUUGAAGGUAAUGACAUAGAAUUAAAUGUAAUUGACUCUAUUGACCGGAAAAAAGACCUUCUAUUUCCCUCGAUGGACUCUGGUUCCACAUGGAUUACAAUCCAAGCACAGUCCCCACAAUCUGUUGCCUCCAGUGAUGAACAUUCUUUUCAGUCAGAAAGACAGGAGGAACAUUUUGAAGCCUACACCAAGAAACAGGUACCACUGCAGCAGCAAAAGCUUACUAAUAAAGAUAAGACCAGUUUACUAAGAAUACAAAAGGACUUUAGUGAUAAUCAUUGGGGCCAAUAUUCAGAAGAAGAUAUGUUGGAAUUAGAUAAAAACUAUCCUAACUUUUGUACAAAUGAACCACAGCUCCAGCGUCUCAUAGAUCCCUCAGUUGGUAGUGAUGGAAAUAGUGACCCACAAAAUGAUAAUAAAAGAGAAGAAGGAAAUUAGCAUUUUUAAAAGUAUAUUGUCAAGGGGCAGCUAGGUGGC